UUUUCAAAAAUACAAAACUCUAAAUGCAUCUUAAACCGACCGGUUCAACGGUGGUGUGUUGAAUGAAGAUGUGUUAUGUCGGUUCGAUGCCACGUAACCAAUAAAAAUGAUGACGGGGGGUGGAUUAGCCAAUAAGUUUGUGUUGUGUGCUUUAGCUUUAGCUCUCUCUGUUCAUAGAACCAAAGAUACAUGGCGACUCUAGGCCAUAUCGCGAGAGAAUCAUCCGACGUCACACGCCUCGCCCUGUUCUACAAAGAGGUAUUUGGGUUUGAGGAGAUAGAGAGCCCUGAUUUUGGAGACCUCAAGGUGAUAUGGCUAAACUUACCAGGUGUUUUUGCGAUGCACAUCAUCCAGAGAAACACUUCAACAAACCUCCCUGAAGGUCCUUACAGCGCCACCUCUGCCGUUCGAGAUCCUAGCCAUCUCCCUAUGGGCCACCACAUCUGCUUCUCCGUCUCCAACUUCGACUCCUUCCUUCGCUCUCUCAAGGAGAAAGGGAUAGAAACUUUCCAGAAGUCUCUUCCUGAUGGAAAAGUCAAGCAAGUUUUCUUCUUUGAUCCUGAUGGAAACGGAUUAGAGGUAGCAAGUCGAUCUGAGUCUUGAAUCAGGAACUUUGUGGUAUGAGUAGUUAAUGAAAAUAAAAAAUAUUCAGCUUGUUCAAAACAGGAUAAUUAAAGCUGCAUAUGUAAAGAAAACGUUGCUGUUCCCGUUUCUUAGCUGGAGUGUUUUGGAACAAUCUUGAGUCUCUAUGCUGUCUAGGCUUGAUGUUUACUUCUGACAACUUACCCUUCAUGUGCUUUGAAUGUUGGAUGUAUCGCAUUAAUGAGCUUUUCUUGUCUACUA
Messenger RNA from Brassica napus (rape), 843 nucleotides. Its product is annotated as lactoylglutathione lyase. Lineage: Eukaryota; Viridiplantae; Streptophyta; Magnoliopsida; Brassicales; Brassicaceae. The record is from RefSeq and is a predicted model, not a curated record. The transcript is spliced from 4 exons. The coding region runs from base 190 to 603 and encodes 137 amino acids.